Molecule: messenger RNA, 2582 nt
Organism: Lingula anatina
Lineage: Eukaryota; Metazoa; Brachiopoda; Lingulata; Lingulida; Lingulidae
Product: GPI alpha-1,2-mannosyltransferase 3
Biological process (GO): GPI anchor biosynthetic process
Cellular component (GO): endoplasmic reticulum membrane
Molecular function (GO): alpha-1,2-mannosyltransferase activity
Source: RefSeq, a predicted model, not a curated record
GUUUGCUCUUUGUUGUGUAGAAAUUGUUGUAAACAAAUGGACAGGUCUCAACGUUUGAAAAGAUAUUUAUCUCAUUUCGCAAAAUUAUUCAAACGUUAAAGCGCAGAGAAUGAAGUGAAAGUUUGAUAUUCCCAUGACAUAUUUGAGAUGGGGAAGCCAGGUAACAGUAUAUCCACUCUGCGAAAAAGGAGGAAAACAAGAGGUGACCAUGACAGUUCUGCUCCACCAGUAAAAAGAAUUGUUUCCACUAUUGUUGAAGAAGAAGAAAUCAGUGAGCUCCCAUUAGCUGAUGGCCCAAGGACAUUCUCCAUGUUACAGAGAGCUAUUUCUUCUAAGAAAACACUUUUUACAGGUCUGUUGCUGUUCAGGAUAUUUAAUGCGACCCUGGUGCAGACGUACUUUGUUCCUGACGAAUAUUAUCAGUCAGUGGAGGUGGCACACAACAUGGUCUUUGGUUAUGGUCUCUUGACUUGGGAAUGGAAGGAAGGUCUGCGAGGCUACACUUACCCACUCAUCUUUGCUGCUUUGUACAAAGUUUUGGCACUCUUUCAUUUGGACCAUAGGUCGCUCUUAAUAAAGCUCCCCAGGUUACUACAAGCUGUAUUUGCUGCCAUUGGUGACUACCAUCUGUUCAAACUUUCCAAUCAUCUGUGUGAUAAAGCCACAGCACAGUGGGCUCUGCUGUCACAACUCCUGUCCUGGUUCACAUUUUACUGCUGUACUCGUACCCUGACCAACUCUGCCGAGGCUGUACUGACCACUGUGGCAUUGUCCCACUACCCAUGGCCCGGGCGAAUAAGUCCACCAUUAUGGAAGUUUGUGAGCUUGGUGGUAGCAGCAGUGAUCAUCCGCCCAACUGCUGCCAUCAUGUGGGUGCCCAUGGUUGCCUGGCAUCUGUGGAGGAAACAACAAUCUCUAGUUGAUGUUUUGAAAACCUACAUAUUAGUGGGGGUCUGUGGUCUAGGCUUGUCUCUUUUGAUAGAUGGCAACUUCUACGGCAAGUGGACUAUGGUGCAAUACAAUUUUCUCCAGUUUAAUGUCAUUAACAAUAUGGGGUCCUUCUAUGGCUCUCAUCCCUUUCAUUGGUACUUCACUCAAGGGUUUCCUGCCAUUAUUGGACCACAUAUUGUACCUUUUGUGAUAGGGGUAUGGAAGGCCAGAGAUAAACGACUGUUUUAUUUGUUACUCUGGACAUUAAUUAUUUAUAGCUUCCUUUCCCACAAGGAGUUCCGGUUCAUCUAUCCAGUAUUACCCCUUGCUAUGCACUAUUGUGGAAUAUGCCUGCACCAGCUCUGCCUGCCAGUGGUACUUAAAUCUCGAAAAGAAAAGAAAAAGAAGGUGAAAGCGCAGGCAAAUAAAGAAGCUGCAGAAAAAGCAAAAAUGGAUCCCAAUUCUUUUCUUGCCAAAGACGUAUCUGAUUUAUCAAUAGGGGAGAAUGAGGGUGGGACUGCUGCAGUAAUGGAAGACACUAGUACUGGAUAUAGCAGUACAGGAUAUAGUAGUAGGGAUGAUAGUGAUAUUGGAAUGGGAAGCAAACUGAGGAAGGAAGAGGAGGAGAGAGCAGAAAAAUCUAACAAAGAGGAAUCUGUGGGAAAAACCAGACCAGAAACUUCUGGAGAUGAAGUAAAAUCGAUAGAUGAUAAACAUAUAUGCAGAGAUUCUGAAAAGAAUGGUGCAAAUUCUGUAGAGCCAUACUCAGAGGAGGAACCAGCAAAGCUUGGUAGUGGUACUCACAAAAAAGGUCCCACCAGAGCUCACAUUGCUAAGGCAAUCACUUUAUUCCUGUUGGUCUUUAAUCUGCCUAUAGCCCUGUACACUGGGCUGAUACACCAGAAAGGAACCGUGGAUGUUAUGAAGUUUGUGUAUGAUUCCUCCAGAAAAGUGGACCACCUGGAUGCCCUAUUCUUGAUGCCCUGUCAUUCCACACCAUUCUACAGCUACAUACAUGGAAAUGUGACCUUGAAUUUUCUCACCUGUGAGCCCAACCUGCAAAACAUUCCCAACUACCUUGAUGAAGCCGAUAUAUUUUAUCAGAACCCGAAGGAGUGGUGGAAAACAGAAUAUCUUGACAAAAACUCCUCUUUACCCACCCAUGUUGUGAUGUUCAGCGAGUUGCACCAGAAACUGGACGUGUUCUUAACAAGGCAGCAUUACAGAGACUGUGGGCGAUUUUUUCACACACAUUUUCCAGAAGGGAGAGUUUCGAGUCAUGUGAAUGUGAAAUGUAGGAAAUACUAACAUUUUUUCCCCAAGUACAAUGUCAGUUCUAUUAUUUUGGACACUUGAUUUACAAGUUUUGAAAUAUUUUAAUUGUUGGUAAUCUAGUCAUUUCUAUUUAUUUAUUUUUUCGUUAUGGUAUUUUUUUACACAAGUGAAUUUUUAUCUCCUUUCAUCAUGAAUUGCUUUAACAAUACUUCUUGGAUUUUUUUUAGUAUAGGUCUUUGUGUAAUAUUUUGUAGUUUUUAAUCAGGGUAAAAUUACAAGAGUUGUGGAUUCUUAGCUUGGAUUGGAUAAUGUUUUUUUGAACUUUGCAAAACCUGCAGUAAAAUUUCACAUGAAUGCAAUCUGGAUUUCCCCAAUUU